This is a messenger RNA of Aspergillus japonicus CBS 114.51, 1202 nucleotides long. Its product is annotated as F-box domain protein. NCBI's taxonomy places the organism in Eukaryota, Fungi, Ascomycota, Eurotiomycetes, Eurotiales, Aspergillaceae. The coding region runs from base 139 to 912 and encodes 257 amino acids. The record is from RefSeq and is a predicted model, not a curated record. The transcript has 2 exons.
AGCAAAAGCCAAGCACGUGUCAAAGUUCCCCUUCCCCUCACCCCCACCCAAAAGCAAUGACAUCAAUCCAAACCAACCACCCCAAACACCACCACCACCAUAAUCGAACCCAUUCCAACAACACACCAAACCCACCCCAUGAACCCCCACCAAACUUCCCCAAACCCAUCCCCCCUAGCAAACCUCCCUCCGGAACUCCACCUCCUCAUUGCCACACACCUCCCACAACCCCCCGACCUGUCCCGCGCGCACCUCGCCCAAACAAACCACUACUUCCACACCCUCCUCCCGCGCCCCACGCACGCCGACUUACUCGCCGCCGAGCUCGACCCCCUGGCCAUCGCCCACGACCUCUACGCCUGCCGGUACUGUCUGCGGCUGCGGCGGGCGACGCACUUCGCGGACCGGAUGGUGCGGCGCGGCCGGGGCCGGUUCGGGGCGGCGCGGGAGCGCGCGAAGCGGUUCUGUUUGGCGUGUGGGGUGCUUCCGCGACAUGUACUCGGAGAGGAGAGGGAAGGGGUCCCGGGGAACGGGGGAGGUCUAGUAGCGGGGCCCGCAGGCAGCCCGCGAGGCGAGGCGCGGUACGGGUAUGGGGAUCUGGUGCGCGUGCAGGGGGAAUGGCAGGUGUUCUGUGGGCGGUGUCGGGGGUUGCGGCGCGUGGUUCCUCGCUCGCAACCGGCGGCAGCUGGGAAUGGGAGGGGGAGCAGGGGCCCCGGGCAUCCCCCAAAGCUGCCGGUGUGGGAGGAGGAGCAGGGCAUUGGGAUGCGCUUGGGACGGGAUCUGGGGUGUGAGGGGUGUUUGUCUGUCUCCCGUCAGGAACCGGGGGGGGAAUGGGGGUUGAGAUCCAGUGAGGCGAGAAAUAUACCCCGUCCCAAACGACACGAGAUACCCGACACCGUCGAAGAACCGUAACGCCAGGGCCUCGCCCGAGGUAUUCCGGGUAUCCUGGCCCGGCGGCAGCAGCCGCACCACCGUCCGGUUGUUGCGGUACCAGGUGACAUGGGCAUCCCGCGGCGCGGUGGUGCUCGACGCGACGAAGUCCUGGAUCACGAAUUCCUCGAGCUUGUCCUCCGCGCUGAGGACUCCGCUGCCGCCCUUGGUGUUGCAAGGUACCGGCACCGGGAGGAUAGACGAAUAUCCCAGACCGCGGUCUCGGAGCGCGUGGGCCAUGAUGUCUUUGUAUGUGGCGGGAUGCAUGUCCA